GAAGCUGCUAACAUAUUUAUAGACGCUUGGGCAAACAAUAAAGACGUUCAGGAAGCUCUCAACGUUCGUGAGGGAAUAAUCGAAAAGUGGGAAUACACGAACACAAGUAUCCGUUACAAUUUAGAUAAAGAAGACACUAUAUAUUACUCCUACGACGUUUUCAGCAGCAUCACAGACCAUCAACAACUUCUUACCAAGAGCUGUCAAGUCUUGAUCAUUUGCGGUGACCAUGACAUGACAUUUCCAUGCGUUGGCCAACAGAAAUGGAUUUCAAGUCUUAAUCUUUCGAUUGAAAGCCCAUGGGAACCGUGGUUUGUUAGUAAGCGAGUUGCAGGAUAUCAAAUGACAUAUGCUCAAAGUCAAUACUCGUUAAAAUUUGCAACAAUUAAGGGCAUCUCCAACUCAAUCGCUAAUAAAAACUAA
Molecule: messenger RNA, 423 nt
Organism: Cynara cardunculus var. scolymus (artichoke)
Lineage: Eukaryota; Viridiplantae; Streptophyta; Magnoliopsida; Asterales; Asteraceae
Product: serine carboxypeptidase-like 17
Exons: 5
Biological process (GO): proteolysis; secondary metabolic process
Molecular function (GO): serine-type carboxypeptidase activity; acyltransferase activity, transferring groups other than amino-acyl groups
Source: RefSeq, a predicted model, not a curated record